Cylindrotheca closterium is the source of this 3787-nucleotide messenger RNA. The record is from the annotation of a GenBank genome assembly. NCBI's taxonomy places the organism in Eukaryota, Bacillariophyta, Bacillariophyceae, Bacillariales, Bacillariaceae.
AUGACUAAUGCCGUGUCAAUUUUUGCACUAGACUCUGAUAGCGAGGAAGAUGAUAACCUUCAUCACAACAUUGGUUUGAACAAACAAAAAAGUAGAGCCAAAGGAUUGCCACCCAGUGGCCAAAAUACUGCCGCCAAAUUAGUCGGUAGAAGAGUUUGGGCCAAAGUUGCAGUAUCACAUUCGAAUGGCUUUUGCAGCAUCCGAAACUGCAAACAUGAUUCUCUCCAUCCGAAUCAUGCUUGCAUUCAAUGUAAAUGCGGAGUCCACAAUUUGUGUGUACAGGAAAAUAUGUUGAUGUCAAUUAGCAAGGAAGACGGUCACUGGUACUGUUCCAAGGAAUGCGGCGGAAGCGACGUUCUGGCAACACACGAUGUGGGAGUUCGACAAGUAGCAACACCAACAUCAACACCAACUACAACUACAACACCAAGAAGUACUGAGGGAGCUAAAAUUCAAGAAGAGAAUUUACUAGCAGCCGAAUUCGAAGACUGUGUAGUUGAUCUUGCUUGCCCUCCUCAGGCAGAGAUAUCCAUUUCGUCACUUGAAGAGCUUGAGGAAUCAUCUGAGGAGCUUGAGGAGCUUUUUGAAGACUCCGAUGAUAUGGAUGAUUUUGAGCUUGAGGAGGGACUUGAGGAGCUUGAUGAAUCCCAUGACAUUGAUGAGUCUGAGCUUGAGGGAUCGGGUGACAUGAUGAGCGGCAGCAAAGACAUGCUAUCUAGCGCCAUGGCAUCAUCUAGAGUUAUGCCAGUCGCCAGCGCACAGGAAGAGUCGAAACACCAAUUGUAUCCAACAUUGCCAGCAGAAAAUUCAGAUUUUUUCGAAGAAUUCUCAGACGAGCUGCAGAUUGUGAUGGAUCAUAAAUCUCAGCAGCGGUACAAAUCGGCUGUCUCGGAGCUUUCUUGUGACAGCUCGUUUGGAUCGUCUCAAGCAGAUGCAUUUGAUGAAUUGUCCAUGGGUGGUAGAGACCCAUCCAUCCGGCAUAUCUCCUUUGCUCAUGAAGCGAGAAGCUCACAGCAUUCCAUGGAGACUGAAAACCAACUUUCGAACAAUGAUGAACGGUCCUUCAGCAAGUCCCCAAAUCCACGAAGAAGGAAAGUAGGCAGCCAACUUUCCAACAGUGAACGAUCUUAUUUGUCUCCAAGACGACCCAGGUCCUCCUUGGCACUAAUGGAAGAAAGAAAUAGUGGUGGUGGUGCAAAACCUGGGGAUCCAUUGUCCUCCAGUGAACGAAUCUCGUACAAUAAAUCAGUAUACCCACGAAGGAUACGACGAGGAGCCACUCGUCGCUCCUCAGCCACCAGUGAACGAUCCGCCAAGUCUUCUGACUUUACGGAUCCCUUGUCGAGCAGUGAACGAUCUUCCUUAUCUCCAAACCAACCUACCAGCGUCCUCCGAUCUGUAUCCCUUCCUGUGAUGGUGGAUCCACUGGACAACAGCGAACGAGUUUGUGCCAUGGCAAAGCGGCAAGUCGAUGCCAAUGACGACGGUGACCAACUCUCCAACAGUGAACGGUUCUCAAGGUCCCCACGAAGUAUAAGGAAACCAAGACGAAAGAGAUCCACUAGAUCACCAAGAAGGACCUGUGAUGAUGAUCUAUAUUCGAUUGGUUCCGCUGGAUCUUGUGACCUAGAUAAUGACUAUGACGAUGCAUUGUCUCGGAGUGAUCAUACUUCUUCCUUCCGCGAUGAUGGCAGCACUGGCCAUUUCUCACGUCGAUCCCGUGGGAGGGGAAACAAGGUAGAUGACGCCUUGUCGGUCAGUGAAAAAAUGAUGUCCACCUCACCAUAUGCCGGCAAAGUCCGAUCUGUGAUGGAUGGUCUGACGAUCAACAAGUUACAAUAUGACAAGGUUGGUUUGGUAGGACGCGAAAAGGAAACCAAGCGUCUGAUGGAGUGUUACGCUAGGUUGACAAAUACAACAACUAAUAUUACUGACACUUAUAUGCAAAGCGGUCAGAAAGAGUUGGUCUUUGUUCAUGGGUACUCGGGGGUGGGAAAAACUUCUCUUGUAUCGUCCAUGCUGGAAGUUUGCGAUCAGAGUGCAACUGGAUUUUGUGCUAGAGGAAAGUUUGACUUUUCCAGCGGGGAUCUGCCGUAUGCCGCAUUUGCGUCUGCUUUUGGUCAGAUACUUGGAGACAUUGAAAGAAGGGGAUCCCUGUCGGUGUCCACUUACGACGAGUCCGGGAAAUUGCAAACUCUUGGAGAGGCACUGACUGCCAAACUUGGAACGGAUGUUAACUUACUUGCAACGUUGAUACCGAAACUGAAAGUGAUGGUCCAAGGUUCGGUGCCACGAAAGUCAAGUUCUCGACGGCUCGAUGUGAAUGGUGGCUUUGAGGCCAACCAAAGUCGAUGGGUGUACGCGCUUCGUGUUUUGACAAGAGAACUCAACAAAAUAUACAGUCCACUUGUGCUUUUCUUGGACGACGUUCACUAUGCAGAUCAAUCGUCGCUGAAUUUGAUUGAUUCCCUUGUAUCAGACGUCGAAAAUGAGAAUUCGUUCAUGGUUGUUGGUUGCUACCGCUCCAAUGCCAUAGGGGAAAAUCAUAUUUUGCCCAAGAAACUCGAUCGAUUAUCGCGGAAGACGACGCACUAUGGAUUCAAUCUAUCUGACAUUAAAAUCGGCAACCUGGAUCAGGAAGGAGUACAUAGCAUUACCAUGAGCUUGCUGUCUAUGGACAAUAAGGAAAAGACAGAAGCGCUUGCUGAUAUCUGCUUCAAAAGAACACACGGGAAUCCUUUCUUCCUCAUUGAGUUUAUGACGAUGCUUACCGAGGAGUACCUGAUCCAAUUUUCCCUGGGAUCGUUUACAUGGUUUUGGGAUGAAGAAGAAGUCGAAAGAGAGACGAUGUCCACCGAGAAUGUGGUCAACAUUGUCCAUUCAAGAGUGAAAAAGCUGUCAAAUAGGGCCCAGCAAGUACUGGAAUAUGCAGCUUGUCUGGGGUCUACGAUUAGAGUCCAUUGUUUAGCAAUUCUUGUGUCAAACUUAAAAUCGGAUCAAGGUGGGGAUGACUUGGAUGAUUUGCUGCACCAACUGGAGAAAGGUGGCUUCAUCGAACAAAUCGAGCCCACUCAGUACCGCUGGGUUCAUGAUAAUGUUCGAAAAUCAGCACUAAUGCUUGGGGAUGCUGCAGACCGUUUUUUUCAAUUCGAUGUUGGUAAUACUCUCUAUAAUUGCUUGGAUGAUGAUGAACUCGACGAAGUGUUAUUUGAAGUUUGCGACUUGGUCAACAUGGGACAACACGCAAGAAGAGUCGAAUACGCGAAAUUGAAUCUUCGGGCUGCUGAGAAGGCGAGAAGUAUUUCAGCAUUCCAAAGUGCAAGUCUUUACGUCACCAAGGGUAUCGCAUACCUUCCAAAUGACAAAUGGACAGCGCAGCAUGAUCUAACAUUGCAGCUCUGCAUUCUUGGAAUGGAGAUGGAACUGGCCACUGGACAGGUCGAAGAAAUGGAAAAGUACUCGGAGGAAAUUCUUGCACAACCAGACUGCACAGCUAUUGAAAAGCUCCCGGUGUACCUUGCCAAAAGUCACAGGAUGACACACAUGGACAUUGACCACAAAGGAUGCACGGAUCUACUUCAGCGUAUACUAAGUGAGAAGUUCGGCAUUCGACUUUUCAAAUCCAAAGCAGUACUUCCGAUCCAGGCGAUUGCCAAACUCGUCAGCGUCGCUCGCACGGUAAAGAAAUUGCCAAGAGGGGCACUUGCCAAUCUCCAACCUGUGGACGAUUCCAAUCUCGAGGCUGCGAUGGAUCUGUUAGUUCGAUUGGCGAUUUCUUCCUACGCUG